Molecule: messenger RNA, 618 nt
Organism: Aureobasidium namibiae CBS 147.97
Lineage: Eukaryota; Fungi; Ascomycota; Dothideomycetes; Dothideales; Saccotheciaceae
Exons: 2
Coding region: 1-618 (205 amino acids)
Biological process (GO): cytoskeleton-dependent cytokinesis
Cellular component (GO): dynactin complex
Source: RefSeq, a predicted model, not a curated record
AUGUCCACUAUCGCACACGGCACCGCCUUCGAGACCCUUGACGCCCUGGAACAGCGCCUGCAACGCGUGCGUUUCUUGCUCUACGGUACCUCUGCCGCUACCGACCCGAACGACAACGACAAAACGUCCACCGACUCUCCCGUAACUCAAUCCAUCGCUUCGCGAAUACAAGCACUGCAGUCCUCACUUAACUCUGUCCUGUCCGACUCAAACUCCGCUCGGGACAUCGUCACACUACAAUCACAACAUCUACACCAUGCCCCUGACAUGACCCAUCACGCCCUGACAGCCCUCGUUCUCUCUCAUGCACCAUCGUAUCAGGCCACAGCUGCCCGUCUAACCUCCUUGCAAGACCUGCCAGUACCUGAUCCUUCUUCCUCGGCCGCCCUUAUUCACUUGCUUCCCCGACUGCAACGCCUUUCACACAGACAAGAUGCUCAACAAGAAUCAAUAGCCCAACUGCGACACCAGAGUCUUGCCAUAUUGGCCAGAUGGUACGAUUCUGCCAUUAUUGGCAUGGACGAUUGCUGGACUGAGUGGGAAGCAAGACUCAUGAACCAGGAGAAACUCGUCAGAAGAGCAGAAGCCGACAAGAAACAACACGAGAACCCUCUUUGA